Molecule: messenger RNA, 2377 nt
Organism: Symphalangus syndactylus (siamang)
Lineage: Eukaryota; Metazoa; Chordata; Mammalia; Primates; Hylobatidae
Product: HLA class II histocompatibility antigen, DQ beta 1 chain
Biological process (GO): immune response; antigen processing and presentation
Cellular component (GO): MHC class II protein complex; membrane
Source: RefSeq, a predicted model, not a curated record
AGAGCCGGGUGUACAGGGUGGAAUAUGAAGGUGGACCGGGAGCGUGACCGCUGAAGCACAGCAUCACACGGAGACUGUUAGCCCUCCGGAUAACUGCGGGCAAGCCUGACUGAUGUCAGGCCCUCCACAAGAGGUGGUGGAGCAGAGUCUUCUCUAACUCUCCCGAGGAAAGGGAGACUUCCUUUCCCGGUCUGCUAAGUAAUGGGUGCUUUUUCUAGGUUUGUGUACUGUGCCUUUGCUGAUAUCAGAUGCACCCAUUUCAUGGUUGAGGGAGGAUUUAAACAGCUGAAGAACUUCAAACAGAACUGUCAACUUAAUUAACUUUUCAAAUACUUUUACUCGAAGAGCAUAAAUACAAUAUAUUCUUGCAUAAUGAAGAAUCAUUUACCAGCAGAGGUGGGUGUCAAUUUUUUUGGCUUGUUUUCUUGUUCUACAUAUUAAUUUGAUAGUUACACAUAACAGUUGAGGAGCCUUUUGUAAUAUUAAACAAGUCAUAUUAAUUUGUAUAUGUGAAGAUCCAGCUGUAAAAUGCAUGAAACAUGACUCACAUUUUACAAAGAGAAUCCUGGGGCAAAAAUAAAUUCAGUUAUUUGUUGACUCUCCUAAAGCAUAUGAGUGGUGGAACUGCAAUUCACCAUUAUUUCCUUCUAACAACUUUGCUCUUUUCACCAAAACUUAAGGCUCCUCAGGGUGUGUCUAAGACAACAGCAGUAAAAAUUUCUAUGACAGCAAUUUUCUCUCUCCUGAAAUAUGAUCCCCACUUAAUUUGCCCUACUGAAAGAAUCCCAAGUAUAAAAACAACCAGUUUUUAAUCAAUAUUACAAAGAUGUUUACUGUUGAAUAGGAUUUCUCUUUGGCUUCUUAAAAUCCCUUAGGCAUUCAAUCUUCAGCUUUUCUAUAAUUGAGAGGAAGUUUUCACCUCAAAUAUUCAUCCAGUGCAAUUUGAAGACGUCCAGUGCAGGCACUGGAUUGAGAACCUUCACAAAAAAAAUGUCUGCCUAGAGACAGAUUAGGUCCUUCAGCUCCAGUGCUGAUUGGUUCCUUUCCAAAGGACCAUCCAAUCCUGCCACGCACGGAAACAUCCACAGGUUUUUAUUCUUUCUGCCAGGUACAUCAGAUCCAUCAGGUCCAAGCUGUGUUGACUACAACUAUUUUUCCCUUCGUCUCAAUUAUGUCUUGGAAGAAGGUUUUGCGGAUCCCUGGAGGCCUUUGGGCAGCAACUGUGACCUUGAUGCUGGCGAUGCUGAGCACCCCAGUGGCUGAGGGCAGAGACUCUCCAGAGGAUUUCGUGUUCCAGUUUAAGGGCAUGUGCUACUUCACCAACGGGACGGAGCGCGUGCGGAGUGUGACCAGAUACAUCUAUAACCGAGAGGAGUUCUUGCGCUUCGACAGCGACGUGGAGGUGUACCGGGCGGUGACGCCGCUGGGGCGGCCUGAGGCCGAGUACUGGAACAGCCAGAAGGACAUCCUGGAGAGGACCCGGGCGGAGCUGGACACGGUGUGCAGACACAACUACCAGUCGGAGCUCCGCACGACCUUGCAGCGGCGAGUGGAGCCCACAGUGACCAUCUCCCCAUCCAGGACAGAGGCCCUCAACCACCACAACCUGCUGGUCUGCUCGGUGACAGAUUUCUAUCCAGCCCAGAUCAAAGUCCGGUGGUUUCGGAAUGACCAGGAGGAGACAACCGGCGUUGUGUCCACCCCCCUUAUUAGGAACGGUGACUGGACCUUCCAGAUCCUGGUGAUGCUGGAAAUGACUCCCCAGCGUGGAGACGUCUACACCUGCCACGUGGAGCACCCCAGCCUCCAGAGCCCCAUCACCGUGGAGUGGCGGGCUCAGUCUGAAUCUGCCCAGAGCAAGAUGCUGAGUGGCGUUGGAGGCUUCGUGCUGGGCCUGAUCUUCCUCGGGCUGGGCCUUAUCAUCCAUCACAGGAGUCAGAAAGGUGAGGAAACCCAGGGGGAAAGGGGAAGAUGGGCUGUGACCCAGACCCUCUGUUCAGAGAGGUCCUGUCUCUAGAUGUAGCUCUUUCCUCCUGACCCUGAGAGGAAGAAGGCUAGGCUGGAGGCGGGAGAAGACAGGACAAGAUUGGAGGAGGCAUUGGAAUCUGAUUUUACUGGUUGAAAGGUAGCCCUGUCACAGAGCUGACUGAUAGAGCUUACUCCAGGACAUCCUUACUGUUCAUCGUUGUCUCACUGGCUCCUUUCCAAAAGCUUCCUCCAUUAAGAGGGUCAGAGCCUCGGCCUCCUUCCCUUCUAGUGACAAUUUCGUUUGUUUUAGGGGAUUUUAAAUUAGGGUGCUUAAGGCCUUGAAGAACAUGGGUGGGAAGAGAAUAUAACUUUAAUUAAGUCACAUGUGUCAUUUUCCUUUGGGAUGAGA